GGGGAAGAGGCUGCUGCGCGGGUCCCGGCGAGGUGCCGACGCGCGUGGACCGCGGCACCCCGGCUCUUGGCGCUCGCGGCCCUCCGCCAUGCCCUCCUACACGGUCACCGUGGCCACCGGCAGCCAGUGGUUCGCUGGCACCGACGACUACAUCUACCUCAGCCUCGUGGGCUCCGCGGGCUGCAGCGAGAAGCACCUGCUGGACAAGCCCUUCUACAACGACUUCGAGCGCGGUGCGGUGGAUUCUUACGACGUGACAGUGGAUGAAGAACUGGGUGACAUCCAGCUGGUCAAAAUCGAGAAGCGCAAGUACUGGCUCCAUGAUGACUGGUACCUGAAGUACAUCACGCUGAAGACGCCCUGCGGGGAUUACAUCGAGUUCCCUUGCUACCGCUGGAUCACCGGCGAGGGCGAGAUUGUCCUGAGAGAUGGACGCGCAAAGUUGGCCUGCGAUGACCAAAUUCACAUUCUCAAGCAGCACAGACGUAAAGAGCUGGAAACACGGCAAAAACAGUAUCGAUGGAUGGAGUGGAACCCUGGCUUCCCCUUGAGUAUCGAUGCCAAAUACCACAAGGAUCUACCCCGAGACAUCCAGUUUGAUAGUGAGAAGGGUGUGGACUUCGUUCUGAACUACUCCAAAGCGAUGGAGAACCUGUUCAUCAACCGCUUCAUGCACAUGUUCCAGUCUUCCUGGAGCGACUUUGCCGACUUCGAGAAAAUCUUCGUCAAGAUCAGUAACACUAUUUCGGAGCGAGUCAUGAAGCACUGGCAGGAAGACCUCAUGUUUGGCUACCAGUUCCUGAAUGGCUGCAACCCAGUGAUGAUCCAGCGCUGUACGAAGCUGCCCGAGAAGUUCCCUGUGACCACGGAGAUGGUGGAGUGCAGCCUGGAGAGGAACCUCACCUUGGAGCAGGAGAUCGAGCAGGGGAACAUUUUCAUCGUGGACUUUGAGCUGCUGGAUGGCAUCGAUGCCAACAAAACGGACCCCUGCACUCUGCAGUUCCUGGCAGCGCCCAUCUGCUUGCUGUACAAGAAUCUGGCCAACAAGAUUGUCCCCAUUGCCAUCCAGCUCAACCAAGUCCCGGGGGAUGAAAACCCGAUUUUUCUGCCUUCGGAUGCAAAAUAUGACUGGCUUUUGGCCAAAAUCUGGGUGCGCUCCAGUGACUUCCACGUCCACCAGACCAUCACCCACCUUCUGCGCACACAUCUGGUGUCUGAGGUUUUUGGCAUUGCCAUGUACCGCCAGCUGCCCGCUGUGCACCCCAUUUUCAAGCUGCUGGUGGCGCACGUGCGGUUCACCAUCGCCAUCAACACCAAGGCCCGCGAGCAGCUCAUCUGCGAGUACGGCCUCUUCGACAAGGCCAACGCCACAGGGGGCGGUGGACACGUGCAGAUGGUGCAGAGGGCCAUGCAGGACCUGACCUACACCUCCCUGUGCUUCCCCGAGGCCAUCAAAGCUCGGGGAAUGGACAGCACAGAAGACAUUCCCUACUACUUCUACCGGGACGAUGGGCUCCUGGUGUGGGAGGCCAUCAAUACGUUCACGGCCGAGGUGGUAGGCAUCUACUACAAGAGUGACCAGGUGGUGGCAGAGGACCAGGAGCUGCAGGACUUUGUGAAGGACGUUUAUGUGUAUGGCAUGCGGGGCAAGAAGACCUCAGGCUUCCCCAAGUCCAUCAAGACCAGAGAGAAGCUUUCGGAGUACCUGACAGUAGUGAUCUUCACAGCCUCCGCCCAGCAUGCAGCAGUGAACUUUGGCCAGUAUGACUGGUGCUCCUGGAUCCCCAAUGCCCCCCCAACCAUGCGGGCCCCACCGCCAACAACCAAGGGCGUGGUCACCAUCGAGCAGAUCGUGGAUACGCUGCCAGACCGUGGCCGCUCCUGCUGGCACCUGGGCGCAGUGUGGGCACUAAGCCAGUUCCAAGACAACGAGCUAUUCCUGGGCAUGUACCCAGAAGAGCAUUUCAUCGAGAAGCCUGUAAAAGAGGCCAUGGCCCGAUUCCGCAAGAACCUUGCUGCCAUCGUCAGCGUGAUUGCUGAGCGCAACAAGAACAAGAAGCUGCCAUAUUACUACUUGUCCCCAGACCGGAUUCCCAAUAGCGUGGCCAUCUAAGUGGCCACCCGGGCCAGUCUCCCUUGAAGACGGCCGACUACCUGUGACCAGGCUCAGCAGCCCCACACCAGGCGGC
Neofelis nebulosa (Clouded leopard) is the source of this 2189-nucleotide messenger RNA. RefSeq names its product arachidonate 5-lipoxygenase (gene ALOX5). Lineage: Eukaryota; Metazoa; Chordata; Mammalia; Carnivora; Felidae. Gene Ontology annotation, cellular component: nuclear envelope. Gene Ontology annotation, molecular function: iron ion binding; protein binding; arachidonate 5-lipoxygenase activity. The transcript is spliced from 14 exons. The record is from RefSeq and is a predicted model, not a curated record. Gene Ontology annotation, biological process: linoleic acid metabolic process; lipid oxidation. The coding region runs from base 89 to 2113 and encodes 674 amino acids.